Molecule: messenger RNA, 1714 nt
Organism: Ruditapes philippinarum (Manila clam)
Lineage: Eukaryota; Metazoa; Mollusca; Bivalvia; Venerida; Veneridae
Product: nuclear pore complex protein Nup50-like
Exons: 7
Coding region: 83-1303 (406 amino acids)
Biological process (GO): protein import into nucleus
Cellular component (GO): nuclear pore
Source: RefSeq, a predicted model, not a curated record
CCAAAAUUGCCCGGAUGUAAGUGUGCAACAGAACAGAUAUUUUCCGUUAUGAUAAAAUACAAGAAAUUCAUUAUAAGUCACCAUGUCUAAGAGAGGAGCACAGUCGGAGCUUACAGACAGAAACUGGGAUCAGGAGGAGGAUCCAGAAGAGGCUGGUGAGUUUGUGAAAGCCAGUGCUGAUAAAAUAAAGGGGAGACAAAUCAUAAAAGCCAAAAGAAGGCAGCCAGAAGGGUCGGGUUCAGCAUUUUCUGGAUUUGGUGGAUUUUCAUUUAAACCGACUCAAACAAGUACUCCGUUAUUUGGAGGGAGUAAUUUUUUCAAAACUGAAUCUAAAAUACCAGCAGAGGAAAAGAAAGAAUCUCUCAAUGAAAAAGAACCAGAUAAGCGGAAAGUAGAUGUGGCAGGUGAUGAUGUAGGUCAGUCACCAACAAAACGUCAAAAAGCUGAAACUAAUGGAAAUGGCAGUGAACAAAAUGGACCAAAUUCUGCUAGUCAAAACACUUACCUAUCAAAUUUGAAAGCAUUGAAUAUAAGUGUAUCCACGUGGAUAAAGCAACAUUUAGAUAAAAACCCAUACUGUAUUCUUUCUCCGAUAUUCAAAGACUAUGAGAAUCAUCUUAAUGAACUUGAGAAAGAGAGACAAAAAACUAGUGAAAAUGGAAGUGCUACAUUAAAAAAGGAAGAGUCAGCCAAACCUAUGGAAGAGGACACAAAGCCUCUUCCUAAAACAGGUCUUACAUUUGGUAUGGGAAAUCUGAAUGCAGUGAAAGACACACCUCAAACCUCUGUUUUUAGUGGUUUUGGGUUAAAGACGAGCACUAUUGGACCAUUGACAGGUGGUGCACCUGGUGGGUUCAGUUUUGCUGUGGGAAGUUCGCAGCCAUCAUCAAGCAGUGGUGGAGCGGAGGGGAAGGAUGAUGAUGAAUAUGUGCCACCUCAAGUCGAGACAGUUGAACAUAAAGAGGAAGGGGCUUUGUACAGCAAAAAGUGCAAGUUGUUUUAUCAGAAGGACGGUACAUGGGUAGAGAGAGGUGUGGGCUUCCUUCAUCUGAAGAAACCUGAUGAUAAAGCUCAACUUCUUGUUAGAGCAGAUACAACACUAGGCAACAUUUUACUAAAUAUCCGACUAUCUGAAUCGAUGCCAUUGAGUCGACAAGGAAAGAAUAACGUCAGUAUGAUGUGUGUGGUAAAUCCUCCGAUACCAAAAGUAACCGAUGAUAAACCGAUACCAAUGUUAAUCCGAGUAAAAACUGGUGAUGAUGCAGAUGAACUUCUUGAUAAAAUGAAGGAGAUCCGAUCAUAAUCAAAACUUUGAAGACAUUGGUGCUAGAGCUAUCACAGUUCAAUUCAGCUAUCACAAAAUUCCUGAUAUUUUUUUCUCUCUUAAUAGUUGCAAGGGGUAAUGUGUAUGGGCAUUAAAUGUCUACUUGUUAUACUUUAUUGUUCAUCAAGUUACUAAUGUUUCAUACAGUUUUAAAGAAGAAAUGUUAUUGAAAAUGUUCAUGAUUAUAGAUAUUUCAGCUGAUAUAAGAGCUGAUUGGCAAAGACUAAGGAAGUCAGAACACACCAGUUAUUGUUCAUGAUUAUAGAUAUAAUUUCAGUUGUUAAAAGAACCGAUUGGCAAAGACUGAUGAAGUCAAAACACACCAGUUAUUUAAAAUUCAAGAAAGUUUUAUUUCUAUGAAUAUGUUACAUUCUAUAUUUAGUGCUGUUU